Molecule: messenger RNA, 3092 nt
Organism: Aphidius gifuensis
Lineage: Eukaryota; Metazoa; Arthropoda; Insecta; Hymenoptera; Braconidae
Product: probable cyclin-dependent serine/threonine-protein kinase DDB_G0292550
Exons: 4
Coding region: 421-1806 (461 amino acids)
Source: RefSeq, a predicted model, not a curated record
UUCAUCGUCAACCCACUAUAUACCAUCAUCAUCAUCAUCACCACCACCACUUCUACCAUCAACAUCACAAUCACCACCACAAACCACAGAGACUCACUACCCUUGCUACGAUUAUUAUCUCAUUUACUAACGGGGGUUGAACGCAUGCUCUACAACAUAUUCUGUCACUUCGUUCUCAACUAUCAACAAGAUAACAAAAUUUUUAUUUUAACGUGUUUUUAUUUUCUCGUUCAAUUUAUUUAUAUAAAUAUAUAAAGUUUUUUUUUUUUCUUUUCUUUCUCUGUUUAAAUAAAUGUAAUUUUUAUCGCGUGAAGAAAUAAGUGAAGCACGUGGUGAGUGGUGAUUUAAUACAUAUUUUUUUCUAUAAAAAUAGUUGUUGGUUGACUGUAAAAGAACACAUGAUCUUUGAAAUUAAUUAAGAUGACGACAACAACUGGUGAUCCAUCAAGUUUAAAAACUCCAUCAACAUUAUCUGGUGGUGAUUUAGUAUCACGUUUAUUAGCAGCAACACCACCGUAUUUAUACAAUCUACCAAUGACACCACACAGUUUUUAUUUUAGUGAAAUGUUACGUUCAUUUGUACAAGCUAAAAGUGAUACAACAACAUCAACAUCAACACCAAUACCAACAACAACAUCAUCAUCAUCAUCAUCAUUUACAACAAAUGGCAUAACAUCAUUAUCAUCAGCAGCAUCAACAUCACCACCAGGACCAAGCCGUCGGCGUAAACGUACAUGGCGUGAUACACGUGAUCGUCCACUUGAAUUAACAACUAAAGAAAAAUAUCAUAAUAGUAAUAAUAAUAAUAAUCUUCAUCAAAAUCAUCAUAUACAAAAUUUAAAUAUAACAAAUGAUAAAUAUUUUCAUCAUGAUACAAUUGAUAAUAAUAAAUGUAAUAAUAAUGAUUGUAAAACACAAAUAUAUGAUGGUAAAAUAAAUUAUACAACAUCUGAUGUAUUAAAACAAGUUGAUGAUAAUCGUAAUGAUUUUACAAAACAAUCACGUAAUUUUUAUGAUGAUUCAUCACGUUUAUUUGGUAGUGAACAAACAAAUCAACAUGAUUUAUUUGAUAAUAAAAUAAAAAUUGAUGAUGAUAAUACAAAUGAACGUAAAUUAAAUGAUGAACAUUUAAAAUUAAAUCAUGAUAUAUUAUAUAAUGAACAAAAAACUAAAAUUGAUUAUUCAACAAGAAAUUAUACAACAACAACAACAAUACCAACAAUACCUGCAAUUGGUGAUCAUAAUAAUAUUAAUAAAAAUUUUAAUAUUGGACAAAAUAUACAAAAUCCAUCUGAAUUUAUGCCAAAUCCACUUUGGUAUCCACCGUAUCCAAUUCCACAAUCAUAUCCAGGAAUUGAUCCGUUACAUUUUUUUAUUGAUUUACGUGUAUCUGGACAUAUUUGGGAUCGUAAAUUAAAUGAACGACAGUUAACAUUUAAGAGUAAACAUUCAUCGGCAUUUAGUGUGCCACAAACGAAAGAGUAUAAUAAUCGACCACUUGAUUUGACACGUGAUGAAUCAACAACAUCGAAGAAUGAUGAAAAUAAUCAUGGUACACAUUUUAUUAUGAAAAAUUUAUCAAAAACUUAUAAUGAUAUUAGAGAUGUUGGAAGAAAAUCACCUGGUGAAAAUGAAGGAAAUUCAAAUGAUGCUGAAGAAGUCAGUGGUUCAUCAAAAAAAGAAAAUUGUGAUGAAGAUGAAAAUAACAAAGGAAAAGAUCUCAGAAAAUUGAUUGGUCUUGAACUGACAAAUUACGCAAGAGAACCGAAAGAAGAACCAAGACAGUCACCAACAAUCAUUGAAUAAAUUAAUAAUAAAUAUAUAAAUAAUAAUAAAUAAAAUAUAGUUGUUUUAUCAUAAAUUUUAUUUGAUUAAUUUUAAAUUAGUUAGUGAGAGAUAAAAAAUUAAUUACAAUAAAAUAAAUUAAGUAAAUGAAAAAUUAUAUGAUGGUGAAUCUGUAUUUGUUGAUUGCAUCAUUAGGUCUUUAUUUAAAUAUUGUAUAUGUGCAAUUUAAUGAAUUAAAGAUUCCAAAAUUAAAAUUUAUCAUCAGCAUAUUUGCAAUUAAAAUAUUAUCAAAUGAAUUAUAAUGCCAGUCAUGAUGAUCAGUGAUAAUCAAUGGUUUUUUUUAUUUUUUAUUAUUUUAAUUUGUUGAAAAUUAUAUCUUAAAUUUUUAUAUAAAUAUAAAUAGAAAAUUAGAAUAAUAAUAAUUUUUUUUCUUAAUUAUUUAUUGUUUUUUUUUUUUUUUUUUUUAAUUACAAAUGUUAUGUGAUAUGACAACUGUAAAUAAUUGUUUAUCGCUUAAUUAUAUAUGUAUAAAAAAUUACGGUGUAUCAAGGUAUUGAUGUAUAAAUUUUAUUCCUAAUAAAAAAAAAUGGUUUAGAUAAAUUUCUAAUUGUUUACUAACAAGAAGUUAUAUUUUUCUUGUAUUUUGAAAGACUCAUAUCGUCGAUUGCAGAAGUUGCAAAGAUAUCAACACCAUCAUUAUUAUUAUUAUUAAGUUUUUUUUUGUGGUAAGGAAAAUACUAAAUCGAAAUUUCUAAGUUUUCUUUUUUUAUAUUUACUUUUUAUUAUUUAUAAGAUACUAUUAUGAAUUAUUUAUUUUUCAUCAGUAUUGUUAGCAAAUAUUUUUUUAGAUAAUCUUCUAUUCUAUAUAGGUAUAUAAAAUUGAAAACCAAAAAUUUUGUCGCGAUUGUUCUCAAAAGCUACUCAACUGAUUAUCUUCAUUUUUUAAAAUAAAUUAGUACAUCACAGAGAAGGUUUCUAUAUGAAAAUUUUCUUAAGUUGAUAAACAAAUGACUUAUUAAUUAUUAUAAAUAAUGUGCAACACCUUGCAGCUUGCAUUAGUAGAAAUAACAUGAGAUAAUUAAAAUUUAUCAUCAUAAAAAUUAUAAAAGCACAGUAACAUGUAAACAUAAUGAUUCAAUGACUAUUGUAAAUGUUUAAAAAAUUAUCAUGACAAGAGUAUAUAUGGAAAAAAAAAUAAAUAAUUAUUGCAUUUAAUAAUUUAUUUAUUUUUUUUAAUUUAUUAUUAUCAUACAUGUUGGAUAAAUUGAAAAUUAAUUAAUUUAAAAAUAAAUUAAUUAACCAUCAUA